This is a messenger RNA of Trichobilharzia szidati, 2636 nucleotides long. NCBI's taxonomy places the organism in Eukaryota, Metazoa, Platyhelminthes, Trematoda, Strigeidida, Schistosomatidae. The record is from the annotation of a GenBank genome assembly.
GGUAUUAUAUGAAAUAUUUGUAGUUAACGGGAAUAGCAAUGAUGUAGUUGUGUAUACCAUUCAGCUGAAUGAUGUCCUUUCGAAACUCUCAUUGGUCUGUCAGGCAGCUAAUCCAUACCACACUUUGAGAUUUCUGCACUAGUUCAUCAGUCUGCGCUCCAGGCGACUGUGAAUGUCAUGAUUUUCUUGCUUUUCUCCAUUUUCACACCCUCUAUUCUAGGUAUUGAUGUCACACACAAACUGAAAAGAUCACUCCAGUCGGCUGGUUUUAAGUCAAGUGAAAGACUCAACAGUGAAAGACAAAACCAACAUCAUCGACAAAUAAUGUUGCCACGAGUGAGAUAAACACCACAUUAGCCAAAGUGGACGUCCUGUCUGGCCGAACAUCUACAAGCAAAAUCUUGCAAGAUGCGAUGAUAUCCACCAUCACAUAUCGCUGCAUUCAGACAACCACGGACAUCAUUUCGACUGGGACAAUCGACGCUCAGAUAUUCGGCGAAAGAAACGCUAAGUACUCCAGAGAAUUUGUAGUGAUCUUGGAUUCAAGUGAAUCGGUAAAUAACAGGCACAUGGACAUAGAUAGAUCUCACCAGUCAGUUAGAGGAAAAUCUCAUGCACAAAAUGUAAAACUCGAGGUUAAGGAAACAACCAAUAUGAAUACCAUUAGACUAGAGGGUGUGAACACGGAGAAGAGCAACCAAUCACGACAUUCGCAGCCGACAUGACGAGCGACUGAUAAACUCGUGGAGAAAUUUCAAAGCCCACUUCGACAAAUUGAAGUGUGCGCUGAAAAUGUGGCCGAGUAAGGCUGUGAAGCACUCACAAGUACACCAUGCAGCAUAGACAACUCAAAUGCAUCGAAAACAUUCUACGACGGAACUGCAUCUUCACGGAAUAUUACAGCGUCCAUAUAAGCUCUUUUGGUGAAAACAACUCAAUUCAUAUUCGGCUGAAUCACUGUGAAACACUGUGUCCUUGAAGACUUCACCUGCUUUUCUAAAACGGAGUAAACGACCUAACUGAAUGCAGCAAGCCAUGGAAUGAUUCACUCACAAGAAGAAAAUGAUGACGUUUUGUGUAAUACUACAAUGAAAUAAUAUUUCCAAAUGAUACUCAAGUGUCACAAACUUCAUGUGUUCGCCACUGCAUGAAUUCUUCUUACUAUUCGGAUUAAAGUAUUUCUGCAGAUUGACGGAUUUCAUCGCACCAAUCAGAUUCCGCCGAUUCAUUAUGUGAGUCACGUGACAUAAUGAGGCGUUGUUUAACUCACCAAUCAGAACACUCACCUACACUGUUCCACAAAUGAACGAUGAAAUUAUGAUUAUUGUAAUCAACCAAUGAUCAGAUUACAACGAUAACUGUGACUGCUUGUUGUGGUAUAAAUACAGGAACGGAAAGUCAGUUACCAUAAGAAGAUGGUCUACUUCACAUACAGCCAAGUAGCUUUCGUCACUGUGUUGGCAUUCGCAGCCACUAUUUCAGUCGAAUCGUUGAAUGAAAAAGAAAUUAAAUUUAUACUAAACAGAAUUAAAGAUAAAAUACCCGGAGUCAUUUCAGAGCUCAAAGCUGCUGAAGGGAGAGUACAAAAUAUUACAGCCAAGAUUCUUAGUCAGAGGGCAAGCUUACGAGGACAAUUAGAAAAGUAUACGGACUGCCUGGAAACUGCAUACAAAUACAAGUGGGGACAACUUACAUUUAAUGGUGAUCAAGGUGCGUUGGAUGACACAAGACGUUGUUGCCAACAAGAAGCUGCAGCAUAUCAUGAUCUGAAGGAACUGAAAGAACAAAUCGAAGGAGUAUUCUACCAUAACUACUUGUUUAGCGCUCAAGUUUGUGAGUUCAUUUUCUCCGUAUAAUUAUUAGUCAGUGUCUAUCUAAUAUCAGUUAUCAUACGAACUCAGUGACAGAUAACAAUCUUUUUUACUGAUCAAUUCACCUUUCCCAAUAUGUUUCAUCAUUUCUAGUUUACAAGAACUCUUACACAACCCUGUUGAAGUCGUUGACAGGUGAGAUAUAUUUUGCAUCAACUUCCACUGUCAAUCAUACGAAAUUGACACGCGAGGAUAAGGCCCGUUAAUAUAGCCCAGGUCAGAAUCUCCAAGACACGAAUACGCCUGUUCAAUCGAGUAAUGAAAGCAUCAUCAGUGGCGUUGUCAGUUACCGUGUGGAUAUUGUGCAAUGAAUAAUAUCGUGGCAGUUCUAAAUAGACGGUAUCGUGAAUGUAUGAGAAUACACAUUCACAUUUCAUAGGCGUCCCUGAGGAUAAGCAAGCAAGCCAGCGAAUUCAACACGAGUCAUAGUGAAUUACUGAAAGAGAGCAACUCAUGUAUUCAGACAAAUAAUGAGAACUGAAAGUGUCACUCAUUGAAAAUAUUCAGAAUUCUCCAAUUGUAUGAAUAAGCACACAGUUCACCAUUAAUCAUCCUCCCCUCCAAUAUACGUGUUUCUUGAUUAUUUCAUUACUAACACUUCUCCCAACAUUAUUGCUGAUUUAAUUUACUCUCAUACAGGAAAGUGAAGAGGGAUGUACCAGGAUGAAUGCCAAAGUCAGCGUAUUACUGAACACAUGUAGAAUGUAGAAGCUUUCGUAAAUAUUUUUUUUUUUGAAUUAAAUUAAAUAAAUCACUCAUCUGCUA